Lathyrus oleraceus (garden pea) is the source of this 826-nucleotide messenger RNA. Its product is annotated as DNA-directed RNA polymerases II, IV and V subunit 6A. NCBI's taxonomy places the organism in Eukaryota, Viridiplantae, Streptophyta, Magnoliopsida, Fabales, Fabaceae. Bases 145 to 582 code for a protein of 145 amino acids. Gene Ontology annotation, molecular function: DNA binding. Gene Ontology annotation, cellular component: RNA polymerase II, core complex; nucleus; RNA polymerase I complex. Gene Ontology annotation, biological process: tRNA transcription by RNA polymerase III; transcription by RNA polymerase I; transcription by RNA polymerase II. The record is from RefSeq and is a predicted model, not a curated record. The transcript has 5 exons.
UAAAAAAAACCAAUAUAAGAGAAAGUCCAUAACAAGUAGAAGGGUUUCCGUCUGAUCGAGUGUGGUUGUGGGGUUUUAGGGCGCAAUCUUCUUUAGCUAGCACGCAGAGCAGACGCAACCUUCCUCACCUCUCUUCCAUUCACGAUGGCCGACGAUGACUACGAAGAUAUCGACAUGGGAUACGAAGAGGAGCCAGCGGAGCCUGAAAUCGAGGAAGGCGCAGAGGAGGAGGAUCCAGAUAACAAAAACGAUGACAUAGAUGGUUUAGGAGAACCGAUUGAAACUGAGGAAAAGGAAGAUGAUCAACCUGUUGAGCGUCCUCGAAGAACUUCCAAAUAUAUGACUAAGUAUGAGCGUGCUAGGAUUCUCGGUACUCGCGCUCUUCAAAUCAGUAUGAACGCACCUGUCAUGGUCGAGUUGGAGGGGGAGACUGACCCACUUGAGAUUGCUAUGAAGGAGCUAAGAGAGCGGAAAAUUCCUUUUACCAUCCGCCGCUACUUGCCUGAUGGAAGCUAUGAAGAUUGGGGAGUUGAUGAACUGAUUGUGGAAGACUCCUGGAAAAGGCAAGUUGGUGGGGAUUGAUGGCUUGAACUGCCAGAGGUGUUUAUCCUAGAUUUGUGUAAAGUGAACACUGAUCUAUGGUCCUACCGUAAAACUGGCUUAUCCUAUAUGUCUUGGCUGUGUAUCUAUGUUUGUCUCGUUCCUUUUACUUUAACCCGGUAUUAUUUUUGUGUCUGCUUGUCUGUAUAUGAUACUCAAUCUCUAGGCUUUUAACAGUAUAUGCCGGUGAUUGAACUUUGAAGUGAUAUUUAGAUGGGUUUUUGAA